AUGCCCAUUUUGGAGGUGGGGGCUUUUGUAGAGGAUGGAGGAGCCUUAGGUAUCCUGAGGUUUCGAAUGAUUGUGCUGUUGGUGGUUGCUGUCCAGUGGGUGACAGGCGUUGGCCAUGACAGACACCUGUCUGUCACGGUCAAUGCGCCAGGAGGUCUGGUGAUAUCUACUGUUGAUGACGCUCAGGGACAGAUCAACUUUGAGGCGAAGGAAACAGGUUUCUAUCAAAUGUGCUUCAGCAACUUCCACAACCGCUUUGGUAUCAUGCAGGUGUUCCUCAGCUUUGGUGUUUACUACGGCAACCAACAGAACCCUUCUAAGAUCAAAGAAGAGGAAAAGAACAAAAAAGAGGAAAUACGCAAAGACCUGAACAACACUCUGUCCAUUAUAGCGGAUGCGACUUACAUAUUGGAGAACCGGGUCUUUCACAUGUUCCGCUACUACAGCUUUGGCCGUAUGCGUAAGAGCGUUGACUACUUCCUGCUGCUGUCCAACUCCCAGUACAUCACCUGGUGGUCCACUGCCCUCAGCCUCCUCAUCGUCACCUCAGGCUACCUGCAGCUCCUCUUCCUCAAACGGCUCUUUGUCACAAAGACGACCACUGAGGAAGAGAAGCCACGCUGCUGACAGACAGGACCCCAGUGAUGUCCGACCACAGGGAGCUGGGGCAUUAUGGGUGGGAGGGUGACAUCAUCAGGACCACAUUGAGAUCCAAUGGGCUUCGAUCCAGCUAGUACUUGUUUCAUUGUGCUCUUAAACAUUGCAGAUCAACAGUGCUGGUAUUUUGAAUAGAAAGAUAAAGGAAUGUUAAAUCUUAGCAGCUUAUAGAUAUUUACAUUAGCUGUGGAUUUUAACAAAUUUUUAAUAAAACUUCUAACCCACUAUUCGUCCCUUUAAAAAAAAAAUUGUACUAUUUUAGGCUAGAAAAUGCUUUUAAUCACAAAAAUAAUCAAAAUAUUGAAAUUUAAAAAAAAUUCUUAUAUACCACAAAAUCCCGCAAUACAAGAAUACAUUUAUAUUAUUAAAUCUACACUGUAUUGAUCGACUGAGUGCGUGACAGCCAAACUGCGAUACAACGAGGUUACACAAAAUCAGUUACAGAAAUGAAUACCACAUAAUGAGAACCGUUACUGAAAAAUCUUAAUUAAGGAACCAAGACAGCCCAGUCGCCUUAUGUUGAUACUCGUUCUAUAAAUUCAGUGCGAUUUCUAAAUAAAUCUGUAUCCUUUCGCAAGUAAUAAUAUAAAAAAUAUUUACAAUCGAGAUUUAUUUACUUUUACGUACUUUGUCCUCACAACAAAAGCUCCACACCCUUUGAAGGGGGACCCGCCCACGACUCUGCGUGUGUGGGGAUAAUUGAUGGUUUAUUUUAACACGGUUCUUCACCUUCUUUGUAAUAUUGUUCAAUCUCCUGAAGGGUUUAUCUUUUAUCUUUGACAUAUGUAUUAAAAAUAGUUUUACAUCUUACAUUUUGAGAACAAUCAUUCACAUCAGAAUGACUAACUAGCUUAUGUCACCAGUUGUCAUGACGACUCUCCCACAGGGAAGUACCACAGACACAGGUGAAUAAAAUCACUGCCACACUUUCUCUUUAGACUGCGCAGCACGAGGACGACUAUUCUGAUUCAUCUUAAGGCGACUGCUGUCGUUGGCUUGUCAUGGACAAUAUUGCAAACAUCUUGGGCUUAUGCCGCGGCAUCUCCUGGAUGGCUCCUGAGGCAAAGCACUACAGAGCGAAAUGCCGUGGCCUGGCAGGCAGAGUCCAGGACCUGGAAAAACUAGUCGAGGCCAUUAGUUCCAAAGGGCAGGUCUCCCAAGACGUGGACAGAGCCCUGAGAAAACUAUUCGUCGCUCUGACUGCGGGUCAUGAAUUGGUCAAGAAAUGUGCCAAAAACCUGCUCUUGAACCCACUGAAGUGCGUAUUGGAGUUCAACAGCGUGAAUGACGACCUGAGGGACACCUACCAUGUCCUGUCCACUGGAGCGCUGCAUGUUAAACAAGGGAACAGGAACUACAGGAAGACCCCACAGUAUGUAUCAGAUGAUGACAGAGAUGACCACAGGCCCGUGCUCUACGACUCUCGUCCCCAAAACCGUUAUUCUGCUGCUGCAGCCCCUCAACAAAGUGCAAUGGUUUAUGCUGCUGAAAUAGGGAUGGAAGAUGACGCUGCAUAUUUUGCUGAGACUUUCUUUAUUGUUCAGUGAAUUUGGCCAGGUACUUCAACAUGUUACACUGUCAUUUAACUUCCAAGUCCCACAUAUGUUGUGAGUUCUAAAUUAGAUAUGGAAAUACUAGUUUGUAUACUUAAAAAAAUAAUGAUUGGUACUCUGUCUGUAAAGAUAUGAGAGGUGAAACAUCUACGAAAAUCAAAGACAGUCAAGUAGCUUCAGAUAAAUAAUAAACUUUACAUUUUUUAAAUGCUGGAAAGUCAUUAACUGCUGCUGUGAUGUAUCUUUUUCCAAAUCAUUUUAGAUCAGAACACAGGAAGAUCAGAUGGAAUCACUUCAUUUCUUUCCCUUUUCUGUCUCUUUUGCAGGAGCAACAAAAUAAAUCUUUAUUAACAAAGA
Messenger RNA from Cynoglossus semilaevis (tongue sole), 2567 nucleotides. It is a transcript of the gene tmed6, whose product is annotated as transmembrane p24 trafficking protein 6. The transcript is spliced from 5 exons. The record is from RefSeq and is a predicted model, not a curated record. Bases 1 to 627 code for a protein of 208 amino acids. NCBI's taxonomy places the organism in Eukaryota, Metazoa, Chordata, Actinopteri, Pleuronectiformes, Cynoglossidae.